AUGGAGGAUAGGACCAGAUUCCAGGCAUUUGCCAACAAGCCAAGGGUGUUCAUUCUCACGGACAUCUCGAAUGAACCGGAUGACGCCGAAUCCCUCGUCCGUUACCUCCUCUACUCGAACCAGUUUCAAACCGAAGGCCUCGUUGCUGUCACAUCUACGUGGAUGAAAAAUAAGGUGUGCCCGCAAGAUAUUUAUAAUAUUCUCGACGCCUACGCCGGAGCCGUCGGAAACCUCAACAGACACACACAUCCCGAGUCUCCAUACCCAUCAGCCGAUAGCUUGCGAGCUCUGGUCAAAUCUGGCCCACCGGUGUAUGGUUUCGCCGGCGUUGGCUUGGACAAGCCUUUGACCGAUGGCGCGCACCUGCUCCUUGAGAGAAUCGAGGCUACUGUAGAAGAGCCACUCUGGGUUCUCGUUUGGGGCGGCACAAAUGUCUUAGCUCAGGUCCUAUUGACUAUCCGCGACCGAUACUCUGCCGAAGAAGCGGCCAAGUUACGGGCGAAGCUGAGAGUAUACACUAUCUCCGACCAAGACGAUACCUCUGCCUGGAUCCGCACCCAGUUCCCUGACAUCUUCUAUAUCUCUUCUAUCCACGGCUGGAACCAGUACGGUCUUGCCGCCUGGACCUGCAUUUCUGGAGACAAAUACUACGGCUUCGACGAGGGUGGCCCGGGCUUUUCCAGGCGAUGCCGGCCAGCAGGGAAACAUUAUAGCGAUAUGUCUGACUCCGUUGUUGGUUUCGACAGUAAGACAUACCGCUCAAACCAGGCCACGAUCUGGCGAUGGCGUGACACUUUCCAGAAUGAUUUUGCGGCCCGCAUGAAGUGGUCUCUUAACCCCGAUCUAGAGUCAACCAACCACCAUCCAGUUAUUGUUGUCAAUGGUUCUAGAAGCCUAACGCCGUUACGUUUUGAAGCAGAAGCUGGUUCGGUCAUCGAGCUGAACGCUUCGGAGACAUAUGAUCCCGAUGGAGACAAGUUGACCUUCAAAUGGUGGCAGUAUCGUGAGCCUAGCGCUACACAAUGGCUAGUGCAUUACGAAGUCUCGGAGCUUGAAAUCGAGAAGUUAGACCCCGAAGGAAAGAAGAUCAAGGUGACGUUGCCAGGGCCGGAGAAGUCGUGUAUGGAUUUGAUCAGCCGGCAGCCUUUAUCAAAAGGUCAGUUGCUGCACCUGAUAUUGGAGGUGACUGAUAGUGGAACGCCUGCUUUGACGAGCUACCGUCGGGUAUUGAUUCAAACUACGAAUAAGGGUUUGAAAGGAGGUCACCCGCUUAGGAAAGGCGCAGAGCUAAAUGCAAUCGGCGAUGCUAUGAAGGAUUACAUUGGCUGA
This is a messenger RNA of Colletotrichum graminicola M1.001, 1329 nucleotides long. RefSeq lists its product as uncharacterized. The record is from RefSeq and is a predicted model, not a curated record. The coding region runs from base 1 to 1329 and encodes 442 amino acids. Lineage: Eukaryota; Fungi; Ascomycota; Sordariomycetes; Glomerellales; Glomerellaceae. The transcript is spliced from 3 exons. Gene Ontology annotation, molecular function: hydrolase activity, hydrolyzing N-glycosyl compounds.